Orycteropus afer afer is the source of this 945-nucleotide messenger RNA. RefSeq names its product triggering receptor expressed on myeloid cells like 1 (gene TREML1). Lineage: Eukaryota; Metazoa; Chordata; Mammalia; Tubulidentata; Orycteropodidae. The transcript has 6 exons. Gene Ontology annotation, cellular component: plasma membrane. The record is from RefSeq and is a predicted model, not a curated record. Gene Ontology annotation, molecular function: transmembrane signaling receptor activity. The coding region runs from base 1 to 945 and encodes 314 amino acids.
AUGGGCCCCAACUUGCUCGUGCUGCUGCUGCUCCUGACACUAGCAGGUCAGGGCUCAGUGGGCAGCCUCCCCGAGCUGCUGCAGGUGCCCGAGGGGGAGUCCAUUGUGAUGCAGUGCUACUAUCGACUCCAGGAUGUCAAGGCUCAGAAGGUGUGGUGCCGUUUCCUGCCAGAGGGCUGCCAGCCCCUGGCGUCCUCAGCAGUGGAUCGCAGAGUCCCAGCAGGUGGACGUAUGUUUCUCACUGACCUGGGUGGGGGCCUGCUUCAGGUGGAAAUGGUCACCCUGCAGGAGGAGGAUGCAGGGGAGUAUGGCUGCGUGGUGGAGGGAGCUGCUGGGCCUCAGACCUUACACCGCAUCACUCUGGAAGUGCUCCCUCCAGCUCCUAGCCUGAAAGAGGAGGAGACCUAUAAGACUGGUAAUCUGACUGAGGAGCCCUCCUUACACCCUGUGGGCAGUGCCAGCCCUUUGGAACCCAGCCAAGAUAAGAAGAGCAUCCCAUUGAUCGGGGGCGCUGCGCUCCUACUAGGCCUGCUGGUGGUAGCAGUGCUGCUGUUUGCCGUGGUGACCAAAAGGAAAGAAAACAGGCUUGCUGCCUGUGGCCGAUUCCAGAGUAGCAGAGUUCCAGGCAUGCCCUCCUCAGUGGGCCACCACAUCAGUGAUUCUGGACUGGCUGCUGAUUUGUCAUUGGAUGUACCAUAUGUUAGGCUCGACUCACCACCCUCCUUUAACAAUACCACCUACAGCAGCCUACCUCUUGAUCUCCUAUCGGGGAAACCCUCACUUCCACAGCCACCACACCCUCUGCCUCCUAAGGUCCUGAUCUGCUCCAAGCCUGUGACAUAUGCCACAGUCAUCUUCCCUGGAGGGGACAAAGGAAAAAGGCUCAGAAAGAGCUCCUGUGAACUAGCCCCGGAUCCACUUAAUAGCCAGACUCAACACAGCUAA